CCUCAUCGUCCUGGAGGCAGCUGCUUGGACUGAAGAAGAUCAGCAAUCGAGAGUCGGAAGCGCAAGAACACCGAGAAGAGAAAUGGCUUCGGUGGUGCGGGGGAUUCUGAAGUCGAUCAAAGACAAAGGCAUCGGUACUUUCUUGAGAGAGUUCAAGGAAGAAGGCUACUUGAAAUGCUUACCCGAUGGAAACUUAUUGCAAACCAAAAUUCACAACAUCGGUGCGACACUUGUAGGUGUCGAUAAGUUUGGAAAUAAAUAUUACCAGAGGCUCGAUGAACAAACUCAAUAUGGAAGACACAGGUGGGUUGAAUAUGCAGAGAAGGGUCGUUAUAAUGCUUCUCAGGUGCCACCCGAAUGGCAUGGCUGGCUCCACUACAUAACCGAUCACACAGGAGACGAGCUUCUGAUGCUGAAACCGAGUAGGUAUGGGAUAGAACACAAGGAAAACUUCUCUGGGGAAGGUGAAGAACUUAUCUACCAUUCCAAGGGACAUGCUCUUAAUUCUGGGCAGAGAGAUUGGACUCGCUAUCAGUCAUGGCAACCAACCAAGUCCUAAGUAAUUUGUGUAUCAAUUCCUUUGUUUAAUUUGGAAAUCCAUGGGAUAUCUGGCUGUGUGCUUUCCUGUUCUUCUGAAUAAGCGACUUGUUGUUGUCUCUGCAAGCUGUGAAUUAUUUUUCAUCAUGUUUACUGCACAACACAUGAGGGAUUUUCUGCAUGUUUCUGUUCUUUUGUGCCAUGUCUUAGCGAUCACUGUGAUAGAACGUUAUAUCAUGGCAGUGUAUCAGAUGUUAUCAGCUUUGGGCAUUUCCUAAAACGAAAGUUCGAGCAAAA
This is a messenger RNA of Cucurbita maxima (winter squash), 834 nucleotides long. RefSeq names its product probable NADH dehydrogenase [ubiquinone] 1 alpha subcomplex subunit 12. Gene Ontology annotation, biological process: mitochondrial respiratory chain complex I assembly; response to oxidative stress. The record is from RefSeq and is a predicted model, not a curated record. Gene Ontology annotation, cellular component: membrane. The coding region runs from base 83 to 559 and encodes 158 amino acids. The transcript is spliced from 5 exons. Lineage: Eukaryota; Viridiplantae; Streptophyta; Magnoliopsida; Cucurbitales; Cucurbitaceae.